This is a messenger RNA of Salvelinus namaycush (lake trout), 1269 nucleotides long. RefSeq names its product keratin, type I cytoskeletal 13-like. The transcript is spliced from 7 exons. The coding region runs from base 1 to 1269 and encodes 422 amino acids. NCBI's taxonomy places the organism in Eukaryota, Metazoa, Chordata, Actinopteri, Salmoniformes, Salmonidae. Gene Ontology annotation, molecular function: structural molecule activity. The record is from RefSeq and is a predicted model, not a curated record.
AUGAGUCUGUCCGGGAAGCAGCGGUUCUCCGCCAACUCUUUCUCCGGGUUCGGGAGCCGGAAGAUGGCAUUGUCCUCCGCCGGGGGGUCGUCAAUGCGCUCCAGCUUCGGGAGCAGAAUGGGCAUUGGGGUCGGAGGAGGAGGCGCUAGUCUCGGCUUCGGGAAGGGCUUUGGAGACGGUGGAGGAGGAGGGUUCAGGAUGUCAUCCUCCAGCCACAUGGCAGGUCUGGGGAGUGGGAUGAGCACCGGUGGCGGCGGCAGCGGGAUGUUCGGGGGCGGUGGAGGCGGUGGAGGAGGAGGUUUCGGGUACGGUGGAAGUGUUGAGGACACGUCCCUCGGGUUCGCCGGUAACGAGAAGCAGCACAUGCACAACCUGAACGACCGCCUGGCAACCUACAUGGAGAAGGUUCGCCAGCUGGAGGCCACCAACCACCAGCUGGAGGAGAAGCUGAAGACCUUCACCUUCAACAAGGUGGAGGCGCAUGACCUGACCAUCUACGACGCAACCCUCAAACCCCUCAUGGAGCAGCUCAUGGCUUUCCUGAUACAGAACACUCAGAUUGCCGUGGAGAUCGACAACGCCAAGCUGACUGCUGACGACUUCAGAGUCAAGUGGGAGAAUGAGCUGUCUUUGCGCCAGUGUGUGGAGGGGGACAUCGGGGGUCUGAGGAACCUGCAGCGGGAGUUUGAGAUGAACAUCACAGCCAUGAUGCAGGACCUGCAGGGGUACCAGAACGAACGGGUCUCCAUGGCGAAGAGCCAUGAAGAGGAGCUGUUGUCCAUGCGUGGGGGGAUGACGGGCCAGGUGAACGUGGAUGUCCAGGCUGCUAAGAGCCAGGACUUGUCUCUGAUGCUAGCUGAGGUCAGGUCGGAGUACGAGGCGGCCGUGGAGAAAAACCGCAGACAGGCCGAGGCCUGGUACAUGAAACAGAUGGCGAACCUAGAGGCCAGGCUGUUGGAGGUUCAGUCCCAGUUCCAGCAACGUCUGUCUGGGUAUAGUGGCAAGGUGAUGGGCCUGGAGGGAGAACUGGUCUCCAUAAGGGCCAGCACCACUGAGCAGAGCCAGGACUACCAGAUCCUUCUGAACAUCAAGAGUCGUCUAGAGAUGGAGAUCCAGCAGUAUAAGCAUCUGCUGGAGGGAGCCGGCCUGGGAGGGGGCAUGGUCUCUGGAGGGGCUGACCUGGGAGGGGGCACGGUAGUCUCUGGAGGGGCUGACCUGGGAGGGGGCACUUCGGUCUCUGGAGGGGCCGGGAGGCUUACACUGGCGUGA